CGUGUUGGACGUAUCUCAGGAUUGCCAUAGGUUGGUGUUUAAUAUUCAGCGGCCACCCAAGUGAUACGACGUUCAUCUAAUUAAUAUUCAUGAGUACGCCUUCGAUGUAUCAUAAGAGUUCGAGUCAUUAUCAGACCUAUCAGCGCUUCCCUAAGGGAUUCGCGAACGCUUGGUGAAUCGGUUGAACCGAAUCUUUGGAUUCGUAACUCCUGUUCCGCGUUGCAUCAGCGUGUUUCUGCUGUCUGCUCGUCAAUGGUGCGGUGUGCGUGGGUGAUCAACAAUAAAUCUACCAAAUCAUUAAAAUAGUAAAUCCGCAAUAACACAACGCACUCUAAAUAAUCACCUGACAUGAUUAUAAAUGCAUAAAAACACUAUUUAUAGAUUGCAGAUUUGGUUGAAAACACUUGUUAUGAUGUAUUAAAUUGUGAUCCAUAAAAGUGAAUGUUUUCGCACGCAAAAAUGAAAGUGUGUGCAUGAGCUGUCCUGUCAAAGAGCCACGUGAGGAUCAAGGACAGUUACAAAAGCACAAGUCUGCGCAGAUCAACAACACGAGCUACACCGCAGAUCCACUGAAGAUUAUACACGCUUAUAUACAACACAUCAACAGCAAUGAUGGAUCUAUAGGCAUGCGGAAUCAAGCAGCUGGACGAUGCAUUUCGCAGAUUUCCUUGCGGGAUCUUUUGGAGGAGCUUGUGGUGUGGCGGUCGGUUAUCCUCUGGAUACAGUGAAGGUCAGGAUCCAGACGCAGAAACAGUUCACUGGAAUCUGGCAGUGCAUCGUCCUUACCAUCAGAAAAGAAGGGGUUCAUGGCUUCUUCAAGGGCAUGUUUUUACCCAUCACCACUAUAUCCAUGACCUCCUCUGUGGUAUUUGGCACUUACCGUAACUGUCUGCAGGCUCUCUCUUACAUCCGCAAGGCAGAAAACACUAAGCUGGAUGUCUUUAUGUCCGGUCUGGCCGGUGGUGUGGCACAGGUGUCUGUAAUGUCACCUGGAGAUAUAGUGAAGGUGCGUCUUCAGUGCCAGACGGAGAGCAGACACAGCGUUAAUCCCAAAUACAGCGUUAAACCCAAAUACAGCGGGCCGAUUCACUGCCUGCUGAGCAUCUGCAGGGAACAGGGCCUCUCAGGGCUGUAUAGAGGAGCUUUACCUCUGGCUCUCAGAGACGGACCUUCAUUCGCCACUUACUUCCUCACAUACCACACAUUGUGUGCACGACUGACUCCAGACGGACAGAAAGAGCCUGAGUGGACGGUGGUGCUGCUGUCCGGUGGAGUUGCUGGGAUGUCCGGCUGGGCUGUGGGGACACCGAUGGAUGUGAUUAAAGCCCGUCUGCAGAUGGAUGGAGUGCGAGGACAGAGGAGAUACCGUGGGCUCCUGCACUGUCUGACUGUAACCACACGCACUGAAGGUCUAGGGGUUUUCUUCAGGAGUCUUGGCAUUAACUGCUUGCGGGCAUUUCCAGUCAACAUGGUGGUCUUCGCCGUGUAUGAAGUCAGUGUUCGAGUUCUCAGAUCUGCACCUCUGGUGUCCUGACGAUAAGAAAACUCACAAUGACCCAGAUAAAAAAAUUCAUUUUCUUUUCGGCUUAGUCCCUUUAUUAAUCUGAGGUUGCCACAGCGGAAUGAACCGCCAACUUAGUUAGCAUAUGUUUUACGCAGCAGAUGCCCUUCCAACUGCAACCCAUCACUUGGAAACAUUCAUACACACUCAUUCACACACAUACACUUUGGACAAUUUAGCUUACCCAAUUCCCCUUAACCACGUCUUUGGACUUGUGGGGGAAACUGGAGCACCGGGAGGAAACCCACGCCAACAAGGGGAGAACAUGCAAACUCCACACAGAAACACCAACUGACCCAGCCGAGGCUCAAACCAGUAACCUUCUCACUGUCACCCAGAUAAAAAUAAAUAAAUACUAGAGUAAAUACUGUAAUGUUUUUGAACCAUACUGAAGUAAAUUGUAUUACACAGUAUUUAUUAUAGUAUCUAUAACUCUCUGUUAAUAAAUGCUUAAGCGUAGUAAAGUGUAUUAACUAUGAUGAACUGAUAUGUUGUAAUAAAUGCUAUAGUAUAUUUCAAAUUUUACCACAGUAAACUGUGGUGUAUUGUAGUAUAAUAUACCCCUUAGUUGUAGACAACUAGAGUAUUUGGUCGUUUGUUUAUAUUACUAUAAUUGUGUUACCAUAGUAACCAUAAAAUUCCCACAACACAUCAAUGACUAUAGUGGUGUUACCAUAGCAACUGUAGAAUCCCACAGCAGAUCAAUUAUUAUAGUCGCACUGUCAUAACAACUGCAGAAUCACCACAACAGCUCAAUUACUAUAGUUGUGUUACCAUAGCAACUGCAGAAUCACCACAACAGCUCAAUUACUAUAGUCGUGUUACCAUAGCAACUGUAGAAUCACCACAACAGACAAAUUACUAUCGUUGUGUUACCAUAGCAAUCGUAGAAUCACCACAACAGAUCAAUUCCUAUAGUUGUGUUACCAUAGCAACUGUAGAAUCACCACAACAGAUCAAUUAUUAUAGUUGCGCAAUAAUAGUAACUGUAGAAUCACCACAACAGAUCAAUUAUUAAUUGCGCUACCAUAGCAACUGUAGAAUCACCACAACAGCUUAAUUACAAUAUUCAAGUUACCAUAGCUACCGUAAAAUCACCACAACAGAUUAAUUAUUAUAGUUACACUACCGUAGCAACUGUAGAAUCACCACAACAGAUCAAUUAUUAAUUGCGCUACCAUAGCAACUGUAGAAUCACCACAACAGCUCAAUUACAAUUGUCAAGUUACCAUAGCAACCGUAGAAUCACCACAACAGAUUAAUUAUUAUAGUUACACUACCGUAGCAACUGUAGAAUCACCACAACAGAUUAAUUAUCAUAAUUACACUACCCCAGCAACUGUAGAAUCACCACAACAGAUCAAUUAUUAAUUGCGCUACCGUAGCAACUGUAGAAUCACCACAACAGAUCAAUUAUUAAUUGCGCUACCAUAGCAACUGUAGAAUCACCACAACAGCUCAAUUACAAUUGUUAAGUUACCAUAGCAACCAUAGAAUCACUACAACAGAUUAAUUAUUAUAAUUACACUACCCCAGCAACUGUAGAAUUACCACAACAGAUUAAUUAUUAUAAUUACACUACCCCAGCAACUGUAGAAUUACCACAACAGAUUAAUUAUUAUAAUUACACUACCCCAGCAACUGUAGAAUUACCACAACAGAUCAAUUACAAUACUCAAGUUACCAUAGCAACCGUAGAAUCACCACAACAGAUUAAUUAUUAUAGUUACACUACCGUAGCAACUGUAGAAUCACCACAACAGAUCAAUUAUUAAUUGCGCUACCAUGGCAACUGUAGGAUCACCACAACAGAUCAAUUACAAUAGUCAAGUUACCAUAGCAACUGUAGAAUCACCACAACAGAUUAAUUAUUAUAGUUACACUACCGUAGCAACUGUAGAAUUACCACAACAGAUCAAUUACUAUAGUUGUUACCAUAGCAACUGUAGAAUUACCACAACAGAUCAAUUACUAUAGUUGUUACCAUAGCAAUCUGCAAUAUAUUAAUCCAAGUUUAUGUUAGUAUGGUUCAAAAACACCAGAAUUGAAUACAUCACUGUUUUUUCAUGUGGUCAACAAGCACUUUGUUAAUGAAUUAAUGAAAUGAAGUCAGUAAAUUAUGUGGUGACGCAUUCAGAUUAAUUUUUAAUGCUAAUGGAUAACAAAACAACACACACAGACAGACACACACACACGCACACACACUGUUUGUCCUGUAUACGUGUUAGUAAGAAUGGUCAGAUCUGCGUGUAAACAUUAAUGCAUAUAAAUGGUAAGAUACCGCUGAAAACGCACAAUGUAGGACUGUGGAAGUGUAUUUAUUAUGCAACAGCUGAUCUCCAGUCAGUCCUGUUAUAUUAGUUUUCUGUCUUAAACACUUUAAGCCAGUGGUUCUCAAACUUUUUUCACCAAGUACCACCUUAGAAAAAAGUUGUCUCUCCAAGUACCACCUUACGACGCUAUUUUUUAACCAGUAUUAAAAAAUAGCGACGUAGGCCUAAUUAAGCAGCUACAGGUGUGCACAUUGGUAAAAACGAUGCAGAUUAAUUUCUAUUAUUAAGAAUAUGUAUUAUUGUCAUUCACUUUAAACAUUUUAAAUAGUCUGAACAUUAACUGUGCUUGCAGGUAAAAAAAAAAAAAAAAAA
Molecule: messenger RNA, 4206 nt
Organism: Danio rerio (zebrafish)
Lineage: Eukaryota; Metazoa; Chordata; Actinopteri; Cypriniformes; Danionidae
Source: RefSeq, a predicted model, not a curated record